CGUACGGGACAUUUCCCGUUUAGAGUUGAAAAAGGCGACAAAAAAUGCGAAAAUAUCAGCAAUUGGCGCUGCUGCUGAUAUCCUGUUUCAGCAUUGGCGUCCUUUUGAUGUACAAAAGCGAAAACAAUCGCCUUAAAUAUGUGUUAAAGUAUGUCAACUUCUUUGGCCGCAAUGAUGCAGCCGUCCUGCGACGCCUACAGAACGGCACAGCAGGCGAAGAUCUGCAGCAUUUGUCCAAAUCGGCAUUCUCCAAGCCGCUGCCGGUUUGGCAGCUAAUAGGUGACUCCUUCUAUGCCUACUCCGCGUACUGGAAACAAAAGGAGCUGGUCGUCGGUGGAGAGGCGCACGUUAUUGUUGUCGGCAAAAAGGGAGCUGUUGUCGAUUUUCGCUGCAGCUUCGACGUGGGCGGACGCAGUGUCCAGGGCAAGUUUCGCUUUCAACGCGAUGCCGCCGAGGGCGUGGUCGAUGACAAGGCCAGCACAUUCACCAACUACAAUUUCUUCUGUCAAGUGAGCCGCAAUUUCGGCCAGCCGCAGUAUGUUUUAUUUAGCGAUACGACGUCGCCCAUCAAGCGACAGGUGAAACUGCGCCUGCGCCACCUCAAACGGGCGACUGCCAAAGCAGAUGCUAAGCCAGCUGCCAAAGCCACAACCGCAGCAGCGUCAGUUGCCAGCGGCCAGGUGCGGCUGCCGGCCACAAUUUGCGUGGAUUUGGUCAGCUUUGAUCAGAGCACGCGAUUUGCACGCAAUGCGGAUGCCAUGCUGCAGUUCUUUCUGUUUCAUCAGGCGCUGGGCGUGGAACACUUUUUGGUCUACAACUAUGACGAGCUGCCGGAAGAAGUCGUGCGCCUACUGGAUCGCACCAACAUGCACUUAUAUGCAUUGCCCUUCAAUUUUCCGUUUCUGCAAACAAACGCAACCGCCGCACGCAUACGACAGCUGCUGCAGACGGAUUGCCUGCUGCGCAAUGUGAACUAUGCCAGCUUCACCAUGCUGCUCACACCGAACGAGCUGGUGUAUCCGAACGCACGCUUCGCUAGCCAACUGGGCAAGGGCUCCGUGCAGCAGCUGCUGCGCGUUCAUGCCACGGCAACGCCACGUUUCGAGCUGGCCACUUUUGCUGUUUGCUUUGAUGAGCGCAAAAAGUUGCUUGUCGAUAAUGUGCAAUACGAUCCCGAGCUGAAGUUGCCCUACAAAUUGCUGCUUCACCGCUUGGAGCUGCCGGCGGCGCAGCUCUUGCUGCCAACAGCAACAACCGUUGAGCUGCCUUUAUCCAGCGGCUUGGCGCAUCGCUAUGUCGACUGUCAGCAGGUGGGCGCAGACGGGCUGCACGACUGGCGCAAUGGGGUGCGCGCGGAUCUGAUGGAUCACAUCAAUGAUCUGCGCAAUGAGGUCGAUUUACUCAUUUGAAUAGUAAUACGCCUAGUCUAAGUAGCACACUAGUUAGCAUAAGCUUGAGAUUUCAAAUUGACUGCCAUAAAGCGUAAUAACGCAUUU
Messenger RNA from Drosophila novamexicana, 1496 nucleotides. RefSeq lists its product as uncharacterized. Bases 45 to 1409 code for a protein of 454 amino acids. The transcript has 2 exons. Lineage: Eukaryota; Metazoa; Arthropoda; Insecta; Diptera; Drosophilidae. The record is from RefSeq and is a predicted model, not a curated record.